This is a messenger RNA of Topomyia yanbarensis, 2111 nucleotides long. Its product is annotated as corticotropin-releasing factor-binding protein. The record is from RefSeq and is a predicted model, not a curated record. The transcript is spliced from 6 exons. Bases 802 to 1785 code for a protein of 327 amino acids. Gene Ontology annotation, molecular function: corticotropin-releasing hormone binding. Gene Ontology annotation, biological process: hormone-mediated signaling pathway; negative regulation of corticotropin-releasing hormone receptor activity; negative regulation of corticotropin secretion. Lineage: Eukaryota; Metazoa; Arthropoda; Insecta; Diptera; Culicidae.
CCAACGGCAGAUACCGUCAUUCCUCGUGCUUCUGCUAGGGGUUGAUGUUGAUGCACGUGGUCCUAACUAACCAACUAACUGGAAGAAGGAAGUGAAUCGCAGUGUGUCGUCAGUGGUGCAUUUUGCCCAGUGCAGUCGCGUUGUUGGCGGACUUGAACGGUGGUCUCGUAAGAUUGGUUUGGAAAAUCGUUUUGCAGAAGGAUUAAAAGUGAAGGCGGCAGAUUAUGUCCUGUGAUAAGAUUGCGCGGAAAAGAUUUUGAAAUUAUUUUUCACCGGCUCCAGUAAACUCAGAGCGGGGGAGAGUAGUUAGUAGUGAAACGUGAUGAAUGGGAAGAACGGUGAUAGCAAAACCAUUUCCGACGACGCUGCCCUUUGUUGACUUUGUUAAUUAAUUCUGUGAAAAAGGACGGUUUGGAGCAACAAGUGGCGUGGCGGUUUGAUGGACCGCGAGUUUAAGUGGCGAAACUCAGGAUUGGUUAUUGUGUGAAGCGAUAAUUGUGUUGGACAGAGUCAUCAAAAUUCCACUCACAAGCCGAAACCAGCUCAAUUAAUUUGAACAACCGGUGGUCAAGUUCCUAAAUCAACAAAGCCCCGCCAAAUCCGUAAUAUAUUUGGUGUAAAAACACAUAGCAUCAUCAGUGCACAAAUAAUAGUGAUAAAACAAUUCCGCGAGAAAGCCGCUAGCAGGGCAAAGUUAAACAAUCCCGUGCACUUCUCGGACGGCAAAACUCCGUCAUCGAAUCCAGACUUCUCAUCCUAUUCGUGCUCAGUGCUAUAACCGUGUGAUAGCAAGGCAACGCCAUGAAAGGAGUCCUGGCACUGUGCCUUCACGUGAUGGUACUCAGCUUUCAAGCAAAGGCCUGGCAAAUGGUGCGGAAUCCGUUCGAGUUCAUCAAGCCACCGGAGAAGAUUCAUCCAGUGACAGAUUGUAUGCAUGUGACAUCGGAGGAGGGUGAGUACUUCUUCAAGAAAGUGGCUCCAAUUGUUUCGGUCCCCAAGCACGGUCGGCUAAUUGAUAUCCUCAGCGCUGCGCCGGUUAUGGAUGUGUGCGGGCUGUAUUUCGUCACCGAUCCGGACAAAAUUGUGGAAGUUACCGUUAAACAUAUCGACGUCAACUGUGAGCUCGGUGGACUGAUGUCCUUCGUCGAUGGUUGGGAACUGAAUGGGAUGUACUUUCCGACCGAGUACGAUCAUGGCAAGAGUAUGGACCAACGGGUGGAGGAAUUCUGCAACGAUCCGAAACUGUGGCCGUUCAAACCGGUUCGGAAGGCGUUCCGAUCUAGUCAGAAUGCGGCUCUGGUGCAGUACCGGAUACCGAUCAGUGGAUCGUUUGUGGUGUCGGUGCGGUAUGUUCAUAAUCCGGAUCCUUGCAAUAUUAUGGCAGAAGGUGUCGCUCCGUUUUACACCCUGAAAAACAAUGGCAAACACCGGAACUGUUCGUUGACGGCUGUAUUCCCAGCGGUUAUGUCUGUUGUUGGUGUGGACAUAGGCGAACAAAAGGAUGGCGUUAAUUAUGAUUGCGAUCGGCCGGAAUUCGCGGACAAGCUGAACAUCGGCGGCUCGACCGGCUUGGACUCCUCCGGCAUGGACUUGUCCAGUUCCGUUUGCGGCAAAAGCGUCGAACUGGGCCCGGAACAGGCCAUCUUCUGCGGCACCACCACGGCUCGGUUGAUCUCCAGCGGUCGGUACACCAAUCAAGCAAUGAUCGCCGUUCGGUUAGCGGACGAAAAUGACAUUUCCCUGGCGACGGUUCUCUGCGAUAUGCGACGGAAGAAGAAAAAGUAAAUCAAGAAAAGUUGUACUCUUUUUCUUAUCAUACGGACACACAUAAACUGUAGAAUCAUUCAAGAUCACCGGAAGGAAUGGGUAUUGCGAGAGAAUGUUAUAGUUGGAAAAUUGCUCUAAUUAGAAAAUGUCUGUAGGAAAUGUAAUUCUGUUUCGGAUGAAAGAGGGAAAUAAGUAGAAAGAAACGUAAGAUCUACAAGAGCCGAUAUUUAUUUCAAAUACACACUAAUAAGAUUGGAGAAAGCAAAACAUAUAAAAGCACAGGCACCUAGAAGCAUCAUGUAUAGUGAAUUAUAGAAAUAAAACUUUUAGUGUUAACUUUGACA